AUAUGAUAUUUGAUAAGUUUCUUACUUUAUCUUCCUAUAUAUGCUAUGUUGGGCCCGUCCUUAACACGGGCAUUCUCUUUCUAGUAGUCACACAUAUAAGCAAAUACUGUACUGUUGUUACUGUAGGAGGAUGUAGUGUUGGCUGUGAUCAGAUUUCUAUUGCAUCAGCUAUUCCAUUGGUGCCAUAUAGGAGGCUCCAGAAUCACCAAGAACAUGCAAGACAACUGGUUAUAGAACUGGGAAGAUCACCUCAUCCACCUGAGCUUCUGAGGAAGACACGGCUCAAGGCGAAUAAUGAGUUUGUGGAUCAGAAAUCAAAACCACAUAUGAUGCCGUCAUAUCUAAGAUUACAUCGGUGUCUCAGCUUGAAGAUUGAUCCAGUGAACCUCCUACAAUUGACUUUUCAAAAAUUUAUUUGGAUGAGUGGGUGGGAUUAAGAAGACACACCUUUAUGGUGUUGGUCUUCAAGCACCUUUCUAUGGGCAUGUUGGUGAAUCCUCCGCUUCGACAUCUCGACUUCAAUAUCUAAACUUUGAUGCUCGAGUGCAAGAAUCUGUUGGACAUCGUUUUCAAGAAAUGAAGGAAGAAAUGAAGCAUGAGAUGAGAGAAGAGAUCAAACAAGAAAUAAGGGAAGAAAUGCGACAAGUAUUGCGUGAAGAAUGAGACAUGAAGUGCAACAAGAGGUGCAAGAGCAAGUUAAUCAGAUACUUCAAGCACAUUGUUCGGGCAUCAUAGCUCGCUUAGCUUCACCUCCUUCUGGUAGACCUGACAUGUCCUUGAAUAAUGAAACAAGUCAUAUAUAUUUAGAUUAAUUUUAGAUU
Molecule: messenger RNA, 821 nt
Organism: Lycium ferocissimum
Lineage: Eukaryota; Viridiplantae; Streptophyta; Magnoliopsida; Solanales; Solanaceae
Exons: 3
Coding region: 3-437 (144 amino acids)
Source: RefSeq, a predicted model, not a curated record